Molecule: messenger RNA, 1281 nt
Organism: Westerdykella ornata
Lineage: Eukaryota; Fungi; Ascomycota; Dothideomycetes; Pleosporales; Sporormiaceae
Product: SLT2-like MAP kinase protein
Exons: 8
Coding region: 1-1281 (426 amino acids)
Biological process (GO): protein phosphorylation; intracellular signal transduction
Cellular component (GO): nucleus; cytoplasm
Molecular function (GO): MAP kinase activity; ATP binding
Source: RefSeq, a predicted model, not a curated record
AUGUCUAAUCUUCCUGAUCGCAAGGUAAUUGGAGCUGAACCAGUGUUCAAAGUGUUCAAUCAGGACUUCAUUGUCGACCCAAGAUACAACGUCACAAAGGAACUCGGUCAGGGUGCUUAUGGCAUUGUCUGUGCCGCGACAAACACUCAGACUGGCGAGGGUGUCGCCAUCAAGAAAGUCACAAAUGUCUUCAGCAAGAAAAUCCUGGCCAAGCGUGCCCUGCGUGAAAUCAAGCUGCUGCAACAUUUUAGGGGGCAUCGCAACAUAACAUGCCUCUACGACAUGGACAUUCCUCGACCAGACAACUUCAACGAGUGUUACCUCUACGAGGAGCUCAUGGAGUGCGAUUUGGCUGCCAUCAUCCGAUCCGGCCAGCCCCUCACCGACGCCCACUUCCAGUCCUUCAUCUACCAGAUCCUUUGCGGUCUCAAGUACAUCCACUCGGCAAACGUGCUGCACAGAGAUUUGAAACCCGGCAAUCUCCUUGUGAACGCCGACUGUGAGCUCAAGAUUUGCGAUUUUGGACUCGCCAGGGGCUUCUCCAUGGAUCCUGAGGAGAAUGCGGGGUAUAUGACCGAGUACGUGGCAACACGAUGGUACAGAGCCCCGGAAAUCAUGUUGAGUUUCCAGAGCUACACCAAAGCUAUCGACGUCUGGUCGGUAGGCUGCAUCCUCGCCGAACUGCUCGGCGGCAAGCCCUUCUUCAAAGGCCGCGACUACGUUGACCAACUCAACCAAAUCCUGCACUACCUCGGCACUCCCAACGAGGAGACCCUCUCCCGCAUCGGCUCCCCGCGUGCCCAAGACUACGUCCGCAACCUGCCCUACAUGCAGAAGAUCCCCUUCGCAUCCCUCUUCCGGAACGCGAACCCGGACGCCCUGGACCUGCUAGACAGAAUGCUCGCCUUCGACCCCUCGAGCCGCAUCUCGGUCGAAGAGGCCCUCGAGCACAGGUACCUGCACAUCUGGCACGACGCGUCGGACGAGCCAUCAUGCCCCACGACCUUUGACUUCCACUUUGAAGUCGUUGAGGAUAUUGGCGAGAUGAAGCAGAUGAUUCUCGCAGAGGUGAAUCGCUUCAGGCAACUGGUGAGGAUGCAACCGGGACAGCAGCAGCAUGGGCAGGGCCAGCCGCAGGUGCAGGCCCAGGUGCCCAUCCCAGAGGGGUUCGAUAGGAGUGGGUACGAGGACCCGAGACCGCAUGAAGCCGGGGCGCAGUGGCAGGGUAACGAGCUGGAGAGGGAUCUGCAGGGCUUGGAUGCGAGAGGGAUGAGGGCUUAG